Messenger RNA from Glycine soja, 1787 nucleotides. RefSeq names its product probable protein phosphatase 2C 10. The transcript has 6 exons. Gene Ontology annotation, cellular component: nucleus; cytosol. Gene Ontology annotation, molecular function: protein serine/threonine phosphatase activity; cation binding. Gene Ontology annotation, biological process: protein dephosphorylation. The record is from RefSeq and is a predicted model, not a curated record. Lineage: Eukaryota; Viridiplantae; Streptophyta; Magnoliopsida; Fabales; Fabaceae. The coding region runs from base 550 to 1260 and encodes 236 amino acids.
UUUCCUUGGCAUCAGAGAAAUACUAUAAUUUUCUUUUCCCCUGUCUUUGCAAAGCUUAUGGUUCCCGAAACGGUUACAUAAUUAUACCAUAACACAGAAACAUAGGCAUCCUACGACUCCUUUCUGUCUCACACACAACACAAGCUCGCUUCUGUAAUUUUAGCUUUUGCAAACUUCGAAGGGAAACAGCAUGGACUAUCCGAGUCCAAGUACAAGUUGAAUCCUUUAUCAAUUUUGAUUGGACUGGUUGUGAUUCUGGACACAGAAAGUGGGUUUCUUUUCAAAUUUGAAUUCAAGGUGUCAACCUAGUGGUUUGUGCUGAGAAUUGGUUGAAAAUAUUGAAGAAGCUGCUCAAACUUUUUUCCUUUCAUUCAUGGACAAGUUAUGCUGUUUUAAGGAUUCAUACUCUCAGGACUAUUCUAUUUCUCUGUGUUGGUUGCUUUACAGCUUGUAGCAGCACGUUCUUCGUCCAGCACUGGUAAGGGGAAAAAUCAUGAAGGCUCAAUAAAGUAUGGUUUCAGCCUUGUAAAAGGGAAAGCUAAUCACCCAAUGGAGGAUUAUCAUGUUGCCAAGUUUGCGCAGAUACAGGAUAAUGAAUUGGGUUUAUUUGCAAUUUAUGAUGGUCACGUGGGUGACCGUGUGCCUGCCUACUUACAGAAACAUUUGUUUACCAACAUUUUGAGGGAGGAGGAAUUUUGGGAGGACCCCACUCUUUCUAUCUCGAAAGCAUAUGAGAGCACAGAUCAGGAAAUUCUAUCACAUAGUUCUGAUCUUGGGCGUGGUGGAUCAACGGCAGUAACUGCUAUAUUGAUCAAUGGGCGAAGGUUAUGGAUAGCUAAUGUUGGAGACUCACGAGCUGUUCUUUCAAGAAAAGGUCAAGCUGUACAAAUGACUACAGACCAUGAGCCUAACACAGAACGAGGCAGCAUUGAGACUAGAGGUGGUUUUGUGUCUAACUUGCCAGGUGAUGUGCCUAGAGUAAAUGGAAAACUUGCUGUUUCUCGUGCAUUUGGAGACAAGAGUCUCAAGUCACAUUUGCGAUCAGACCCUGAUGUACAGAAUACUGAUGUAGAUGUUGAUACUGAGAUUCUAAUCCUUGCAAGUGAUGGAAUUUGGAAGGUAAUGACUAAUCAAGAGGCAGUGGAUAUCGCUAGAAGAACAACGAGAGACCCGCAGAAAGCAGCUAAACAACUAACAGCUGAAGCAUUAAAAAGAGAUAGUAAAGAUGAUAUAUCUUGUGUUGUGGUUAAAUUCAGAUGAUGGUAUCUUUCAAACCAUGUGCGUGCCGGGGUGCAGUUUAUAACAAUAAUAAAGGUGCAUGUCUAUGGAGCAUGUCAACUUAUGGUCUGGACCAAACAACUUAUAUUACAUACUUGUUUGGGUUAGUCCUGACUGAAUUUUUCUGAAUAGGUAAUUUGCCAAAGAAGAAGGAAGGGUUUGUGAAGCACUAAAUCGUGUUUUUUUUAAUAGAUUUUGUGGUUUGAGAAUGUUUGAUUUAUUUCUGCAAAAGUGUGACUACUCAGAAUCUGUUGUAUAUUGUCUUUUUAUUGUUCAUAAAAGACCUAGCGGCUGUGUAAAAGACGAAUAUGCUUGUAGUUAUUGAUUGGGGUAUAGUGAGUGCUAGGAUGAUAGGUCCUAUCCAUGGUUGUAUACCACAUUCUUUGAUAGAAGUGGACCCUCUUUUCCUUUGUUCCAUUUUCCAAAUGAGAGGAGGUUCCAUGUGACACAAGCUUUUGAUACCAUAAGUAUAUUAGUGUUACAUGUAUUUUUCACAUAAUUUCAUUAAA